AUGGUGCCUGAGACAGCCAUAGUGUCCCCUCACAGACCAAGCACAGCCAUGGUGGGUAUGACAGUCAUGGUGUCCCCUCACAGACUGGACACAGACAUGGUGAGUGUGGCAGUCAUGGCAUCCCCUCACAGAUCGGACACAGCCAUGGUGAAUGUGGCAGUCAUGGCGUCCCCUCACAGAUCGGACACAGCCAUGGUGGGUGUGACGGCUAUGGUGUCCCCUCACAGACUGGACACAGCCAUGACGGGUGAGACAGCCAUAGUGGAUAUGGCAGCCAUGGUCUCCCCUCACAGACCAGGCACAGUCAUGGUGGAUGUGACAGCCAUAGUGGAUGUGGCAGCCAUGGUGUCAGAAAAACUAUCCAUUACUGGGGUUUCUACCCACUGUAAGGGUAAAUGUUAUGUGCUUAUGUUUAGAAAGUGUGUUCUAACUUUAAGCACAAUUUCAUCUUUCAGGAGCAGAGUCAUAUUAAAACAGGAAAGAAGAAAGCAAAAGGAAUUCUUUGAAAAGAAAAAACUUAAAUCAAAGAUGAAGCGUCUGGGAGUAUCAUCUCCUAAAAGUUCAGCAGUCAGUUUGGAUCUCCUCAAUCUAUAUGUUGUCAACCAGAUAUCAACCAAAGACGACAACACCGAGAACAUAAGGAAGCCAGUCCACAUUGAUAUCAUUGAAGAUGUGAAAGUACCUGUUAGGAGGCACAACAUAGAGCUUCCCACAUCACCAAUACGUCCACAACCUAUGUCAAACUUAGAUGACAUCCAGAACAGGUUACAACAGCAAGUAUUGGACAGCAGAAGGCAGCAUCUCUCAGAAAAAGUAAAAUACCAGCAUAAUUCAUCACAAGUAACAGGAUUAAUGUAUGCUGACUCUCAUAUGGAACAUGAAGAAAACAUAGCAGGAGCUUUUAGUGACUGUCCAUUGUCCUCUUCUGCUUUUUGGUCCUCUAACUCUACACAACUUUCUGAAGAAAACUUCAACACAAACCUAAUGGGCAGCACUUGGGAACAGACCUAUGGAGACAAGCUGCAAAAUCGGCCAGGAAAUAGUUCUGAUCAAGACUCUUGGAUUACAAAUCCUCCAAGCCAGUGUAUUUUCAGGAAGUCUGAUACAAUGCCUCGAGAGUUGUUUAAGCCAUUGCAUAGGCUAGACUAUAUGAAUCCUGCCAGGAAAAAUCCAGUGAUAAUGACCCUUAACGAUUCAGAAAACUGUGAAGGAUUAAAAGAACCAUUGUUUGAUGUUGUGAAAGAAACUAUAGAACUGAAAACUCCCCAAGAUGGAAGUGAUUGUUCCUUUCUGGCACUGUUUGAAGAUGAGAGCCAACCAAUCCAUAUUAAUCCUUCCCCAGAGCAUUGUCAUUCUUUCGUUAACCAAAGCAGUACUGCCAUUUUUUACAUUGAUCCUGAUGACAGAAAUCAAAUGACUAACAGAAACGUUCCUUAUGAUACUACAGAGGCUUAUCCUGCAAGCAGCAAAGUAAAAUCUUCUGUAGACAGACACCUUGAAGGCAUUUUCACUGCUCCAGAACAGGUUUUAGUUGAAAGUAACACCACUUCAAGUGCAAGAUACAAGAAAACCAGUGGACUUCAUAAAAAUCACCUUCAGGACUGUUGUGAGGGACGACACUACUUCAUACCCUUUGGCAGGAAAGAAAAACCUGCAAACCUUGAAAAAGUUGAGACAUUUGCUUAUCACCAACAGAUUAACUUAAAGGAGAAUAUGCAGAACUAUUCAAGAAAAAAAUGCAAAAAGGAGUCUGUGAAAGAGCCAGCCUGGACGAAGAACCAGCUCUUUGCAUUCGAACAGUUCUCAACAGCACAAGAGGAAGAAUGUAAGUCUGGAGGGAGUUCAAAUCUUCACAAGAUGGAGAAGGACGUGGAGUCAUCUCUCAGCAGCCAGUCUCCCAGUUACUCUCCAAGGCAGACAGAGAGCUGUUUCAGCUCCAGCCCAGACACGUCUGAAGAGGAAGAGACAGCCAGAACGAACCAUCUGAAUGAGCAAUCCCUGAAGACAGAUGAUGCCAACCUUGUUUCUGCCUCAGCGAGCACAGAGCCCCUCCGGACCUCUCACACCAGGACCUUCCCUCUCCACCCCGGCAGCAGUUUGCCCAGAGAAGCAGCAAACCGUCCUCAGGAGAAAGACUCUAUUUUACGUGCCACAAAGGGGGAAAACAAAAGCCUCCACGCCCUCGCUGAGGGCAGCCUGUUCCCGCCCGCUCUCCGGAGCGAGCUCGGCGCCCGCCGCACCCGGCGGGACGGUUGGUCACAGACGGAGUGCUCAGUCCCAGAAGUGAGGAGAGUGGACGUGGGCACCCAGUGUGGCUCCGGGCUGGUGUGCAGCUGCAGGCGCGCACGCCCCGGCGCCCAUAGCCCUGCUGCCCGCAGUCCCGCCGUCUGCAGCCCCGCAGCCCGCAGCCCUACCGCCCGCAGCCCCACAGCCCGCAGCUCCGCCUCCCGCAGCCCUACCGCCCGCAGCCCCACAGCCCGCAGCUCCGCCUCCCGCAGCCCUACAGCCCGCAGCCCCACAGCCCGCAGCUCCGCCUCCCGCAGCCCAACCACCCGCAGCCCCACAGCUCGCUGCCCCACAGCCCGCAGCUCCGCCUCCCGCAGCCCAACCACCCGCAGCCCCACAGCUCGCUGCCCCACGGCCAGACCGCCACAUGCCACCCCUGCGGGGCACGAAGCCGCCGUGGCCGCUGAGGCUGAGUACCUGAGCCUGGUUGGCAGGAGGACUCUAGAGGUGCUGAGCUACAUCGAUAUCAUGAGGGAGAGGGAGAAGCCGUGA
Molecule: messenger RNA, 2778 nt
Organism: Colius striatus (speckled mousebird)
Lineage: Eukaryota; Metazoa; Chordata; Aves; Coliiformes; Coliidae
Gene: REDIC1
Product: regulator of DNA class I crossover intermediates 1
Exons: 14
Coding region: 1-2778 (925 amino acids)
Source: RefSeq, a predicted model, not a curated record